Pyricularia oryzae 70-15 is the source of this 774-nucleotide messenger RNA. RefSeq lists its product as uncharacterized. Bases 1 to 774 code for a protein of 257 amino acids. Lineage: Eukaryota; Fungi; Ascomycota; Sordariomycetes; Magnaporthales; Pyriculariaceae. The record is from RefSeq and is a predicted model, not a curated record. The transcript has 2 exons. Gene Ontology annotation, molecular function: peroxidase activity.
AUGUACGCCAAGCAGCUCAUCGUGGCCGCGCUGACGGCAACAGCCACGGCCUUCCCCAUGAUGGCCAGCUCAGGCGCGGGCGAAUCCAUCGACGCCACGAUCGUGGCCCGGCAGGCCCCCGCAGACCACCAGUUCCAGGCCCCCGGCGCCAACGACGUGCGCUCGCCCUGCCCCAUGCUCAACACCCUGGCCAACCACGGCUACCUGCCCCGCAACGGGCUCAACAUCGACAUGCCCACGCUCAAGCAGGCCUUUACCGACGGCGUGAACCUGGCGCCCGACGCGACCGAGUUCGCCGGCAAGAAGGCGCUCGUGGCCGGCGACGGCACGCGCUUCAACCUCGACCAGCUCAAGAAGCACCACAUCCUGGAGCACGACGGCUCCCUGUCCAGGCAGGACAUCGCCCUGGGCAACAACCUGGUCCUGGACCAGACCAUCUGGUCCAAGACCCUGCAGGACUUCCCCAACGACCAGAUCAGCCUCACCGACUCGGCCCGCGCCAGGAAGAACAGGCACGCCGCCGCAAAGGCCGCCAACAAGGACUACGACCUGCCCCUUGAGGAGCAGAUGUUCACCUUUAUCGAGUCGGCCCUGUACCAGAGCGUGUUUGGCAAGGGCACCGACGGCGGUGCGCGCAAGGACUGGGUGAGGACGUUGUUUGAGCAGGAACGUCUUCCUUUCGAGCAGGGCUGGUCGAGGGCCACUUCUGCCAUCAGCACUCCGACGGUCCUUAUUCUCACUACAAAGAUCGCUGCCCUGACCGUGGUCGUAUAA